GUUCUCUAGGUCUUUGUGAGUUUGUAUGAAUAUGAACAACCCUGGAACAAUUCAUUGAGAAAGGCGUUGUGACUGAUCAAGUUGAAUUCGGAUUACCAAUAGUAAUGUAUUAUUCAGCUUGGAACACAGAACCUUAGAAGAAGUUCUCGACAUGAUAUUGCUCUUGCUGAGGAAUAUUAUAAGAUAUAUGCCCUCGGAAUAUCAAACCAGGAGAGAUCUUGAGCCUAGAAGCCAUAUAAGCCAUAUAAGCUAGGUACCUAUGUACCCUCUAAGGGUCGUCACCCCGCUAAUCCCUUUAUCGCCUUAUCGCAGAUGCUUUAUCGACCUGGAGUGCAGAGACUCUUAAGACAUCAUUUUAGCUUUUUACUAUUUCAACGUUUUAACGUUUUAACAAUUGACUCUCAUAAACUUAACCCCAAACUAAUCUCAAACUUGUCAACUUGUCAAUUUCCAACUUCCAACUUCCAACUUCUCAGGACAUUUUGUCCUGGACGUGUGUCUUUCGUUCCACCAUUCGCUUUAGCUGUUACUUGACAUGACCUAAAAUGCGCGGACGCGGGGGCGCCCGAGGAAGCAGAACACCUUCUGCACCAUGGAGUCGUCUUAAACCGGUGGAUUUGGACCCGCUGGAGUCGAUGGGUUUGCCGUCCAAAGGUGAUAGUAGAUUGCUUGAUUUCAAGACUCAAGAACGUUACUACACCAAGAUUGUCGAACGCUACAUGACCUUUUGCUCUGAUGCCGGCGAACGUGAUGAACUCCUUCGCCGCUUCGCAUCGUUAGAGCUCUCGUCUGUCUCUAAGCACGAUAACCCCAUCGCGAAGGUUAUCCCUAGUUCCUCCUCCCUACCUGCUUCGAAUCGACUUUCAAUAGCACCAGCUACCAUACCGAGUAAUACGAAAGGUUUAUCCGAUGUCUUGUCGGCGUUGAGGAAGUUACGAGAGGGCAUUGUAGCCUCUAAGCGUGUCGACGACUUUGCUAUUCAAGUAUACCUCUUUUGUAUCCGACUUUCUGUUUUGGUCAGGCAUCCUGAAUCAUACCAUCCAGCUAUCCUUCACCUACUGCGCCGAAUCCAGCCGCUGCAUAGCAUGACGUCGGUCGAGAUGAGCGAGGUGGUUGGUUAUCUUGUCCUUGACACGGCGUGUAGGAGAAACAACUUAGCCGAGGCGUUUUCCGUGCGACAUAAAUAUCGGCUGAGGGACACAAAGAUUGACAUGGUUCUCGAUGCGCUAGCACACGACAACUAUAUAGAAUUUAAUCGCCUGAAGAGAAGGGUUGAUGGGCACAAGGCGAAACUACUCGAAUACGCUGACGAAGGCAUGCGGAAACACCUACUCAAGUGCUUCGGGAGAGCAUAUUUGAGCGUGGACCUGGACUUUUUGGAGUCAUGCUCAGACUCUAAAUGGGGAAGCCUCACGGCAGAGGACGGUGUCGGGUGGGAACUAGAUGGUGGGAAGGUUGUCAUCAGGAAGGUCAAGGCUCGGUAAGUCUGGUAGUAUAUAUUUAUUGAUACCCUUAGGCGAUAUGACCAUCUUCAAACAUUCUCGUGAUACUACAAAUUUCAUACAAAUCAUCCGGUCUUCGUUUUAGUUAUCUUCUCGCCCUGUAUUUUAUGGAACUGGAGCCUAGUGCCAAGACUGCCAAGACUUUCGGGGG
Messenger RNA from Daldinia decipiens, 1653 nucleotides. RefSeq lists its product as uncharacterized. Lineage: Eukaryota; Fungi; Ascomycota; Sordariomycetes; Xylariales; Hypoxylaceae. The transcript is spliced from 2 exons. Bases 546 to 1484 code for a protein of 312 amino acids. The record is from RefSeq and is a predicted model, not a curated record.